Insectozyma verbasci is the source of this 642-nucleotide messenger RNA. The record is from the annotation of a GenBank genome assembly. NCBI's taxonomy places the organism in Eukaryota, Fungi, Ascomycota, Pichiomycetes, Serinales, Debaryomycetaceae.
AUGGAAGUUAAAGAUAUACUAAUUCAUAUUGGUUCAUUAGUUAUUUAUAUAAUAGAAUUAUUACUUACAAAUACUAUUACAUUUGUUGUUGGUGCUCAUAAUAAAUAUCCUGAUAUAACUUCGAUUAUAUUCUUAUUAAUAAGUUUAUAUUUAUUUUAUAAAGUAUUUAUAAAAGCUGUUAGGUUAUGGAUAAAUUUUAUAAUUACUACUAUUAAAACUUUGGCAGUUUUGUUUUUUUUAUUUCUUGUUUUUGUUAUUUAUGUUAGAGGUUGGGAAAUUUUUAAAAAUAAUGAUAUACCAUUAAUUAAACAAUUUAUACAGUCAAGUUUAAAUUUUAAUUCAAAUAAAAAUUUAUGGAAUUUAUUUUCAAAUUUACAAAAUUUACGAAAUUUACAAAAUUUCAAAUCAAAAAAUAUUAAUCAAGAUGAUUCUAAAGCUUAUUUUGAUUAUAUAAAUUCAAGAUUUGGUGGUAAUUCUAAUUCUAAUUCUAAUUCUAAUGCUAAUGCUAAUGGUAAGCAACAUGAAGUACCUGAUUAUAGUGACAUUGAAAAUAUGGUAUCUGAAGGUAUUGAAUAUUUACAUGAUAAAAUCGAUUUACAACAAUUUGGAGAUAAUUUAAAAGACUUUUUGAAUAAAUUUUAA